Arabidopsis thaliana (thale cress) is the source of this 1254-nucleotide messenger RNA. Its product is annotated as Chaperone DnaJ-domain superfamily protein. The transcript is spliced from 6 exons. NCBI's taxonomy places the organism in Eukaryota, Viridiplantae, Streptophyta, Magnoliopsida, Brassicales, Brassicaceae. The coding region runs from base 122 to 886 and encodes 254 amino acids. The record is from RefSeq and is marked reviewed.
UUGGGCUUUAUUAUUGAGGCUCGAAUUGGGCUUUCUUCUCUGUUUUGCAUUUGUUGCGUUCGACCUCUGCUUGAAAUGCUGGUUUGGCAACAUUCCGGUUAGAUCUCUUCGGCCGCCGGAGAUGAUGGCCGCCAUAAGAGCAGCGAUUCUGAAGCCGCAAGACUAUUAUUCUCACCUCAAAACAGCUCUUUUCCAUUCGACUCCUAUCUUACAACGCAAACAUCAAUCUAAUUCAAAAGCUCGAAGCAAAAGGUUUGGAAGAAAGAAGGCAAAGCAAGAUUUGCGUCGUAAUGUGAAUGCUUUUGCACAACACUUAUUUGGGAUAUGGAGUGAUGGGUUUGAUUACUCUGGUAAGCACACCUCAUGGUUUGAGAAACAGUACUCUAGGGUUUCCAAAAGGAAUCGGAAUGGUAAAACACACAUCCCUCAACAUUUGGAUAAAAGAUGUUUUGAUUUUAGCGAAGUUGAUGAGGGAUACCAAAUUGAGUACUUUUUAAAGACUGCGUUGGGUGGAUCCCGAGGUUUCUCUUGGUCAAACACUCGUGAGGGGGGAACUCGCUCAGGGAGGUACUCUAACAACUUUAGAAAAUCUUGGGGUUCAAGAUAUCGCUUAGAUGAAGAAGAAGAAGAAGAAGAAGAAGAAUACGAGUAUUCUUCAACAGGAGUGAGCGACACAGAACCAAAUCAGGAGUCUCAUAGACAGACACUUGGUUUAAGUUCAUCAGGUCCCUUAAACCUUGAAGAUGUCAAAAUUGCAUACCGAGCUUGUGCAUUAAAAUGGCAUCCAGAUCGUCACCACACCUCUACCAAGAAUGAAGCUGAGGAAAAAUUCAAGCUCUGCACUGUGGCAUAUCAAUCUUUAUGCGAAAAGCUAGCCAUGAACUAAUAGGAUAGCUCAGAGAGAUUGCAAGAUCUUUUCUCUGACCACAGCGAUGCACAUUGUUUAUUGACUCUGUGUUUGGUACCGACUGCUAUUAGUGUUAGACUCGGAAUGAAUCACAUUUAAACCUGGCUUUUCUCCAGUUUUCUUGUGUUGACAAAUGUAGAAACUUCCUUUUAUGUAAAGUUGUAAACAAAUGGAUAGAGAGGGAAAAAAAUGGAGAGAAAGAGAAAGGAAAAAAUAAAUCCAUUUAUAUACAUUCAUUUCUUGUAUAAAUGUUCAUUUGAUUUUAUUUGCUUUUUUUUAGCUUGUGCAGUCUAAUAUGUCAAAUGUCAAACUCUGCAUAUAUCUUUUUUUAAUUCCAUUAAAUCAUU